Molecule: messenger RNA, 3999 nt
Organism: Anopheles cruzii
Lineage: Eukaryota; Metazoa; Arthropoda; Insecta; Diptera; Culicidae
Gene: row
Exons: 7
Coding region: 188-3901 (1237 amino acids)
Source: RefSeq, a predicted model, not a curated record
UGAAAAGUACGUUGAGGUGAAAAAUACGGCAUAUUCGCAGAUUAAACCCGGAAUUCCCGGCCACCAACCAUUGCGAGGCAAAGUGCGUUCGCUGUAAUUUCACUCGAGACUGUGUUGCAAAGCACACGGGGCACACACAUAGAAACCCGCUGUUCGCAAUUCGCCGACGCCUAGCGCGAAAACAAAGAUGGCGCCGGAGGAGGUGCCAACAUUAAACCUCGAGUGUUGGGUCGAAGAGCUCAGCCCGGCACAGAAAGCGGCCUAUGAGAGGGCCGAAAAGGAGCACAAUGAGGUUCGCAACCGGCUGAAAGCAAUCGUACAGGAGCACGGUGGAGAAAACAUUUUUUCCGGCGAACUAUUCACGGCCUACCAGGUACUGGGGCCGGUGCCGGGGUUGGAGCAGAUUUCGGAACCGCUUAGCUCGCUCGCGAAACGGAAGCCACCGGUACCGUGCGUUCCGGCCGCUACAACAGCCCUUCAUCGGGCCUCACCUUCAUUGCCCGAUACGCCGAUUGCGGUGGGAACUCGACGUCGCAGCCGACGUUCCUUCCAGCGUCCCCGAGGGGGGGUUCCUCCUGACGAGGAAACGAGCCCUCGAACACCACCGACGGUGGAGAUUGCCGACGAUGACGAAGACUACAUGCCACUGGCCAAGCGCAUGAGGCAACGCGAAAAGCCGGGAACAUCGCGGGACUUGUCGGAGACGCGCAAAACUCCGGAAAAGCCGGCGGAACCGAAACAGCGGCGCUCGAAAUCGCCCGUUCAAACGGUAUCACCCGCCCCGAACGUGCGCCCAACCGAGUUUACGGCCGCCGGUGGGUUACGUAUUGGCACGGAGAAAGAAAAGAAGCGUGCCGUUUCCGCCGAACCGUCCGCGAUCGUCGAUCUGACCACGGACGAUACGAGCAAUGUGCCGGCGGAUUCGCGCGAGAUUUCGUUCAGCAAAAUUCAAGGCAAAACGUACCCAUCGCUGGUCGUUAUCGCCCGGCCAUCGUUACGGGUGGCCGAUCGGACUCCCACCGAUCGGCCGGCGCUCGAUGCCAAGGUAAAGGGCGUCCUAGUGUACCCGUCGGCCAAGUUCACCGAGUGGUUGAUUCAGCAGGGACUGAUCAAAUCCGAUCAGCUGUGCACGGUGCACAGUGGGACCCUGCUCAAGCUGGGCAUGUACUCCGAUGCGUCCAAGUUCACGCACUCCGGUGGGUACGUGUGGAUCAGCAACUGCUGCCACGGGCAGUUUACUUCCGUCUUCAAUGGGUCGAUUUUCGAAGGCUCUCCUCACGCACCGACCGUUCUGCUGAAGCUCGUGUACCACUGGGCGUGCCAAACGAGCAUUUCCAAUGUGGUCAACUGGGUCAAGGUGGACAACAUGUACAUGAAGCGACUGUACACCAUGCUGCGCUCCGUCUGCACGUUGGCCCUGUGCCGCCACAUGCCCAAACUCGGUGGCGAAGGAAAAGCCAUCGAAGUAGGCGUCAUUUCACUCGGAACGACGACACAGGAUGGCCAGACGCGGCAGGUAAAGGUGGAGGUGUUGGGUGUUCUGGAUCGUGACGCUAAAAUCAUACGCUUGAAGGCGGUCGAUCCACCGCCGUAUGCGGAUCGAAGCUACAAGAAGCGGUUCACGAGAAUUCUCGAACCGCUUGACGUGUGGGUCCACAAGAACAGCACCAUACUGACCGAUCUGACCGUCGACAAGGGAACGCUCGUCGGCAUGGGCUUCACUAACGUGCAGCAAGUGCCACCGGCCGAGGCGAACGAGAAAACCAGCAACGCCAACGUGAUGAACUAUUUGCGAAGCAUCGUACCGCGGAUGUUCCAGAGCACGCUGUCGCUGCUGUCGCGCCAAAUCAUCCAACAGUUCCUGAACGAGCUCGUGUGGCGCGAAAUGUACGGCACCACGCCCUGUACUGCGUUCGACAACAUUGUUCGCCACAUUGCCGAACAGUCUCGGAUUGAGAACAAGGAAAGCUUGAUGACGCGUUUAAAUAAGGUGGCAAUUGAUCCGUUCUGCCAGUGGCCGGAUCUCCCGGUGUCGACGCGUCCCCAAUCAUCGGCGAGCAGUUCGCGCGCCCAACUUACGACGACGACACCAACAACAACUCCCGGGAGACGCGGCCGGAAACCGAAGGAUCGCUCUGCCACCGAAUCGCCGGUCGCUCCGAGCCCGCUGACGAGCAGCCGAAAAGCGGCCGCCAGCCCGUCGCUUCCGCCGGAACCGCCAAAAAAGAUACUGCUGAAAAAGGCUAAGCGGGACGAGGAACACGCUUCCAUGGCGGCCCGAUCCACGGCCGGUGGCGGCAGCAAGCCAUCUUCGCCGCUGCCUGCCGCGCUCAAGAAGACUGCACCGGCGGCCGCCGCCACUAGCAGGCAGCGUGAGGACGACGUAGUGUUCCUGGAGUCCUACUACUACGGCUGCACGGGCGUGGACAGUGCGCUGAAGGAGUGUGCCAUACCGUCCGAAGGGUUGCACUUGGGUUGCCCCGAAUGCCCGGAGCUGUCGUUCGAUAACAACGUCGAUCUGUUGGAUCACUUCCUGCGCCACGCACACGACCCGCCGGAAGGGUCGCAGGAAGGGGCCCUCCAGUGCCGGUACUGCUUGCAGUACCUGGGCGACCAGGAAGCCCUAACGAAGCACCAUUCCGUGGCCCAUCCGCUCGACACGAAGUGUGCUUAUGGCAAAACCUUGAAUUGUCUCAUUUGUGAGUCCAGUUUCAGUACCGCGGCCGUGCUGGCGGGUCACAUGGCCAAGUGGCACCGCUCGCUCGAAAUGCCGUACCGGUGCGCCGGGUGCGACUUCCGCAGCUCGUCGCGCCGCGUAACGAUCGAUCAUUUCUACGCGCGCCACCAGCGCACCACGCUGCUCCAGUGUCCGUGGUGUCAAAAGAUGGUAUCGGCAACGGCCGCCGCCAAUGGGCCCGAGGCCCUCGGGAAGGUUUUGCGCGACUUCCUGCACCACCUGGGCCGCCACUCGAGCAAAACGGUCUCGAAACGGUGCCACAAGUGUGCGCUCAGUUUCCUCAGCAAGGGUGAGCACAAGUUUCACAGCAUCUUCGAUCACGUGUCCAGCUCCUGCGAGCCGACCGACGUUCAGCCGUUGCCAACGACGGAUUCUCAAACAAAAAUUCGCCGGCCGAAGAAAAAAGCGAUCGUUCUGAAGGAACUGUGCACGUAUCGCGUCGUCAAGGCGUACAGUGCGCUCGAGCUGAACAUGGAGUGCGGUAGCGUCUGCCUCGAGUGUGGCAACGAUUACGAUUCGUUCAAUCACAUUAUUGGACUGCUGCAGUGCGUCAAAUGUCCGUAUCAGUCGGCCUGUCUGCCGUCGGUAGUUAAUCACUCGGUAGUGUGUUCCGCGGCACAAUCGUCCGAGAGCGGUGUUACGCUCGCGGCGGAAAUGCACUGCAACUGUGGGUUCUCUUCAAACGACGGCAACGCGCUGGCCCGACACCUGAGUGCGUGCGAACGUGGUGGGACCGUGUUCUCGUCGGCCGAAGCGGCACAAGCGGCCAACUCGUCCAAGCGCAACAUGCUCGACAUGCUCGGACUGGUUCGGCGCGAUGAUGAGCAGGAAGUGGACCAGCAGCAGCAGCCGGAACAGGAGCAGGAGCAGGAUCCAGCAGAAGGCCUCCAGCAAGACACGGCAGCUGUGGAAGAUGCCGGCCAACCGGCGGCGGCGGCGGCGACCGCCGGAACCAGCGGCGUAUCGUACGACCCAUCGCAGUCACUGUACAACAUUGCGGCCACCGGUGGCGAGCAGCAGUUCAAUACGCAGCUCUCGCUGGACGAUCUCGGCCCGUCGUCGGUUCUACCGACCCCACCGGACACCACCGACUGUACGCCGCAGCUGCGGGACGAGUACCAAUCGCUGGCAACACCGCGCGUUCCGGAUCAACCGGAUUACUAACUCUCGCUAUCGCGACUUGCAAUCUGUAUUUUUCUUUUUUUCAUUCAUUUGGCCAUGUGAUGGCGUGCCGAGUUUCUCGCCGCAGUGCAGGAAAUAAA